UUAGUCUGUUUCACAUAAAGUAAAGAAGGAUGCCCCUUCCUGAGCUGCCGCAUGUUCACAUGGCUUCCCAUGUGUAUCAGUAUUCUGUGGAGAGGGUCAACAGCUGACCCAACCCAUCCAUCCCCCCUGUUGACUAACAGAGCAAUAUGAAUAUGGCAGCUAAUUGUAGGACUGGCCCUCUGCAAUGGCAAAGAGGAAUCUCAGAUACUAUAGAGCUUGGAAUGUAGGGCAUCUUCGGGUUCAUAGAGAUUAAGAGUUUUCACUGUCUUCCCCAUGCUUUAAAUGCUGUAUGAACUAAGAGAUGCAAUAGAAGUCAUUAUCUGGAUAUCUUUCCAUGCCUGUGAAAUAUUUUUUACUGAAACAGCAUGCUACAGAGAUCCCUUUGUAAUCAACUCACAAAUUUAUCCUACUACUGCAUUUCCAUUAUCUUCCUCAAUAUUAGUAUAUGCAGUAUGUGUAGAAAUACAGACUUAUGGCGAUUAAAACUCUUAUUGAUCAUUGCUUUUAUCUUUCAUUCAGCAAUAGUGGGCUGUCUGGGGCUUACUGUGACUACUACACAGCUUUGGGAAGAGGAGUGUAAAAGCAGAGCUUGUGCAGGAAAGGGAAGAAGGCAUGAUUCUGAGGACAGAUCUGAGCACCAUGGGGUUUUAGACUGCUGAAAAGGGUUGCAAAGGUGUAGGCCUUUGCAAGGAUCCUGCAGUGCCACAUGCACUUGUGUUAAAGAGUUCAACUUUUGUUUGCUCCAGUCUGAAACCCCUACCUUUCACAAUUGCAGUUAAAAUACAAUUAUUUCAUCAUAUGACAACUUUUAAAUAUAAUUGUAUCAUACUAUUUUCUUGAAUGUUGUCAAAUCUUCAGUUUUGAAUGACCUCACCUCUUCAAAAUGUGGGAGACUGAACAGAAACCAGAAAAGACGUAGGGCCUGCUACUUACAUCAAACCAGUUUGGUUUUGUUUUACUGUAAUUCUGUCAGCUUCAGUACAGUUACUUUGCACUUAGUUUUAUUUAGGGUGGGAUCUGUACUGUGUUUUCCAGUCAUGAAGAGUUUACAGUCUAAAUUCACAGCUACAUAGGUUAAAAUCUUAAACAUCUUGAUUUUAUACUGCUUUUUUUCCCAUAUGCAUGCAAGAAAGAACUAUGUUAUUUGAAUUGCUCUAGAGCUGUGUGAGGUUCCCAUGUAAAACACUGAUUCUGGAACUAGGCUUUAAUAGUGUCACUUCAGGUGGUGAUCAUGUAUGUGGUAGCUCUUUUAUAAUAUGUCUGUUUUCUCCUUAAUUUUCACCUCUGCAUCUAGCAUGCUGCCCCCAUGUCUGGAAAAACCCAGACCAUUAUCCUGAUAAGCUUCAGCAGGGAAAAGGGUCAAGGUGUUUAACACACAGCACACCGUGCUCUCCAGGCUCUUCUACUGUAUUUGGAGGUUGGUUGCAGGACACUAUUCCAGUUAACAUGAGUGUGCAUCAUCAUGCCAUGGGUGGGCUACAGACUUGGCAAAAAAGUUACAGAAGCUUCUGUGGAAUUCAGCAUAGGCAGCGCGGUGUAGCAGAAGGAUGGCUCAUUUUGUGUGAUCUUCAAGGGCCAUCUUUAGCCUGUCUGGCCUCCUUUCAAAGUAUAGUGCACAAGCUUCUUUCCUGAAACGUCCAUUGUAUAUCUGCUGUGUCAGGCAUUCAUUACAUGCUUUUCCUUUUUUGUUUUUUGUUUUUUUUUUUUUAAGAUGUUCCAUAAUUCUAAUUCAAGUAAUUUAUUUUUAGUGGUGCAAUAAAAGAUUGCUCGAGGAAGUAGUGGUCUGGCAAGGAAAAAAACCUCAUUCCUGAGGAAUGACCCAACUGGUUUCAUGCAGAUGACAUUCCCUUUAGUGCUGGUGCCAGACCAGGGCAGAACUUGCUCACCUUCCACUGAGGAUGUCCUUUUACUUCUUUUGAAACAUUCAUAUUUUGCAAAAGUCACAGCCUCUCUUCAGAUGAAGGGCAGGUUGGGAAAUCUGACAGAAGUGGAUCUAAUUUAUGAAUCAGUGAGAGCUGAAAGGGUGAUAUGUUUUAAAGGCUUUCUGAGUCAAUAUAGUGCUGCUGCUAUAUAUUAAUAUUAGUAUUUUAUAUUUUUAUAAUAUUUGGUCCCUACUGAUGCUCUCCCAUGGGUAUAGCAGUAAGAUUAGCUCCUUUGAUCUUGUCCAGGGGGAUCCCUUGUGGGAACCCUCAGGUCUGCAAAGGAGGAGACUUCUGCAGGUGCUGGGCACUGGAGGGAGUUAACACUAUUACUGCCAUCAGUUUGACCACACAGAUGUAUUUACAGAGAGCAUCCUGGUGCAGGAUGAACAGCCCUUAAUGCAAAUCCCCAAAGGCUGGGUACUGGUCAGGAGAAAGGACUUUUUACUAUAAACUGCCUGAUGUCUCCCCUAGUUUCCUGUGUGGACUAUUACAGAUUGGCCAGAUCUGGGGACAUGUCUCCUGCCCUGUGUAGACCCCUCGGUGGAGUGGCUUUUCUGUAUACUGGCUCGCAAAGGAUACUUCUUCCUGCACCUAUCAUGUUAACUGGCUUUUGAAGUACGUCAUCAUCUCCCGGGAGGAGAGGGAGCAGAACCUCAUGGCCUUCCAGCACAGCGAGAGGAUUUACUUCCGUGCCUGCCGUGACAUCCACCCUGGGGAGAAGCUGCGGGUCUGGUACAGUGAGGAUUACAUGAAGCGGUUGCACAGUAUGUCCCAGGAAACCAUGAACAGAAAUUGCACAAGUGGAGACAAAAUGUUACAGAAUGAAAACUCAGAAAAGAAUGUAGAAAACCAAGAGGAUGCAAGAGGAGCACUCCAGUUCACUACCUUAAAGCAGGGGAAGAGCCCCUACAAGCGCAGCUGUGACGAAGGGGAAUCCCACCCCCAAACAAAGAAAAAGAAAAUUGACCUCAUCUUCAAAGAUGUCUUGGAGGCUUCUUUGGAGUCUGCCAAGUUUGAAGACAACCAGUUAACAACAAGUACACCACUUCCCCUCAGAAGAGCAUCUAAAUACCAGGCUGAAGACAUCUUUGAGCAGUGUGGCAGCGCCAUGCAGCACGGCUCCCUGAGCCUCAGCAGAAACCAGAGGGAGAGUGAAUGGAGGGUCCCUCACAGUUCCUCUUUUAUCUCAGCCAAGGAGAUGAGCAUCCUUGAAGACGAGGAAGAAGAGCCCCUGUCACUUAAAGCAGACAGCCCCACUGAGCUGUCACUGGCCUCUGCACAAGGCAAUUCCCAUGAAAUCCCCACCACGUCCUUCUGCCCCAACUGCAUCCGGCUGAAGAAGAAAAUCCGGGAGCUGCAGGCUGAGUUAGACAUGCUGAGAUCUGGGAAGUUACCCGAGGCACCCGUGUUACCGCCCCAGGUACCCGAGCUCCAAGAGUUCUCAGACCCCACAGCUUCAGAAAGUAUCAUCUCAGUUCCCACUAUCAUGGAGGAUGAUGACCAAGAGGUGGAUUCUGCUGAUGAAUCAGUUUCCAAUGAUAUGAUUGCUGCUACAGAUGAGCCUUCUAAGAUGUCUUCUGCAACAGGACGGAGGAUACGGCGGUUCAAGCAAGAGUGGCUUAAAAAGUUUUGGUUUCUGCGGUACUCCCCGACUCUGAAUGAGAUGUGGUGCCAUGUCUGUAGGCAGUACACAGUGCAAUCUUCUCGGACUUCAGCCUUCAUCAUUGGCUCUAAGCAGUUCAAGAUACACACGAUAAAGCUUCACAGCCAGAGCAACCUCCACAAGAAGUGCCUGCAGCUUUACAAGCUCAGGAUGCACCCAGAGAAGACAGAAGAGAUGUGCCGAAAUAUGACCCUGCUCUUCAACACAGCCUACCACCUGGCCCUGGAGGGCAGGCCCUACUACGACUUUCGGCCUCUGGCAGAACUACUGAGAAAGUGUGAACUCAAGGUGGUGGAUCAGUACAUGAAUGAGGGAGACUGCCAGAUCUUAAUUCACCAUAUCGCCCGUGCUCUCCGAGAGGACCUGGUUGAGCGCAUCCGGCAGUCUCCCUUCCUCAGCAUCAUUCUGGAUGGGCAGAGCGACGACUUGCUUGCAGAUACAGUUGCAGUCUAUGUGCAGUACACCAGCAGCGAUGGGCCUCCAGCAACUGAAUUCCUGUCUCUUCAGGAGCUCGGCUUUUCUACAACAGACAGUUACCUUCAAGCAUUAGAUCGGGCUUUUUCCAGCCUGGGAAUACGAUUGCAGGAUGAGAAGCCAACUAUCGGCUUGGGAGUUGAUGGUGCUAACAUUACCGCCAGCCUGAGAGCCAACUUGUUCAUGACAAUCAGAAAGACCUUGCCCUGGCUUCUCUGUCUUCCCUUUAUGGUGCAUAGGCCCCACUUGGAAAUUUUGGAUGCCAUUAGUGGGAAGGAACUACCAUGUCUGGAGGAGCUAGAAAACAAUUUGAAGCAACUGCUCAGUUUCUAUCGUUAUUCUCCCCGACUCAUGUGCGAGUUAAGGGUCACUGCUGCCACUCUGUGUGAGGAGACCGAGUUCCUGGGGGACAUUCGAGCAGUGAAGUGGAUCAUUGGGGAGCAGAACGUGCUCAACGCUCUCAUCAAGGAUUACCUUGAGGUUGUGGCCCAUCUCAAAGAUGUCAGUGGCCAAACCCAAAGGGCAGAUGCUUCUGCCAUUGCCUUGGCCCUCCUGCAGUUCCUGAUGGACUACCAGUCGAUUAAACUCAUCUACUUCCUGCUGGAUGUGAUCGCUGUGCUUUCACGCCUUGCCUACGUCUUCCAAGGGGAGUACCUUCUUGUGUCACAGGUGGAUGAUAAAAUAGAGGAGGCCAUCCAGGAGAUCAGCCGGCUAGCAGACUCCCCUGGGGAGUACUUGCAGGAGUUUGAGGAAAACUUUCGUGAAAGCUUUAAUGGCAUUGCUGUGAAAAAUCUACGGGUGGCUGAAGCCAAAUUCCAGUCGAUCAGAGAAAAGAUCUGCCAGAAGACCCAGGUGAUCCUAGCCCAAAGGUUUGAUUCCCGCAGCCGGACAUUUGUGAAGGCCUGUCAGGUAUUUGACCUUGCAGCUUGGCCCAGAAGCACUGAUGAGCUCAUGAGCUAUGGGAAGGAAGAUAUGGUACAAAUAUUUGAACACCUGGAGACAGUCCCAUCAUUUUCCAGAGAAGUUUGCCGAGAAGGGAUGGACACUCGAGGGAGUCUGCUGAUGGAGUGGCGGGAACUCAAGGUGGAUUAUUAUACCAAAAAUGGUUUUAAAGAUUUGCUCAGUCACAUUUGUAAAUACAAACAGAGAUUUCCCCUCCUAAAUAAAAUAGUUCAGAUCCUCAAAGUCCUUCCCACCUCUUCGGCCUGCUGUGAGAAGGGGCGCACCGCCCUGCAGAGAGUGCGCAAGAAUAACCGCUCCCGGCUGACGCUGGAGCAGCUCAGUGACCUGUUGACGAUUGCUGUUAACGGGCCGCCCAUUGCCAACUUCGAUUGCAAAAGGGCUCUCGAUAGCUGGUUCGAGGAGAAGUCAGGCAACAGUUACGCGCUCUCGGCCGAAAUGCUGAGCAGGAUGUCAUCUCUUGACCAGAAGCCGAUGUUGCAGAGCAUGGACCACGGCUCUGAGUUUUACCCUGAUAUUUAGGAAGGAAUGCCUCAGAUCAGAUAAUUUUUUUAAUCUAUACUCUAAACUUUGAUAUAUUAUAUAAAAUAUAUAUAUUAUCUAUAUUAAGGAAAAACCCACACUGAAAAUUUAAGACGAUGUGCGUCUGAUAGAAGCUAAGCAGAAUUUUAAAGAUUGAGACAAUGUUUAGACAUUUACUGGUGUCUCCAACCAUGGCAGCUGCAAUGUAGGUGGCAACAUUUCAUUCUUUAGAAGCAUGUGCUGGGGCCAUACUCUACAUGUUCAAACCUAACAACCUAUAAGCUAGACAACGGGUCUUUGUCAGCCUCAUCCUCCCAGCAGUUUCCUUUGUAUGUGUGUUGCCAGUUUGCUGGGUUGUUUUUUGUUUUGUUUUGUUUCAUUUUGGGGUUGUUUGUUUGUUUGUUUGUUUGUUUGUUUUCCCCUCAGUUUCAAUCUCUGCCUCUCUUUCCAUUGUUCAGCCCAGUUAUUGAGCCAUUUGAGCCUUUUGUUGGCAACCAUCAGAUUCCUAAUUUCUGACAGAGCAACCCGUGUGUUUUGUUGCCCCCAGUUCUCUUCAGCUGAGUGGAAGCUUUUUUCACUCAAAAAAUUACCGACAGGAGAGGAGGGCUGGGGGCAUUAUUUUGGGUUUUUAUUCUGAUUUAGAAACAAAUGCCUCCACUAAACUGUGAUGCCCCUUUCUCAGUUCUCCCUACCUUUGGGCUGUAGAGUAAUACUUGGCUUUCAGCUCCUUUUAUGAUAACCGUAGUACCAGUCUAUCAUACAUAUGUUAUAACAUAAUGUCAUGUGCAGACUAUAAAAUAGCAAAAUAGAGAAGGCAGGGGGAAAUUUUUGCAUUUAUAUUUUUAUAUUGUAUGAGAUAAAUAUAUAUAUAUAUAUACAACUAUUCAUUCAAAACCAGGGCUGCUGUGGAAGCUAGACAGCCAAUGAAUCGAGAGCCAUCUCUGGGCGGAGAUUCAAAGGCUGAAAAAUUAUAUUCUAAUUUACAUUAUUUAUACCAUGUCUUUAUAAUCCUAGAUUGUUGUGGGGUUUUUGUUUUGUUUUGUUUUGUUUUGUUUGGAAUGACUGAAAGAAAAACCUGCUGCAGUUUGGUGGCAGGAGCUAUCAAUGCAAGAUUAUCUUGGAUUAUAAUCAUGUGUGAUGUCCUACAAAGGUUCACUUACUCUCUUGUGACCAAGGUAACAUGUUCCACAGCACAGCAGACUGAUGACAGCAGGAGGAAGGAAUACUCUGCUUCUUCCUGCAAAAUAUUUCUUCCUUUUUUGAAGGAAUACAGAGUCCAGCUGAAAUGUGAAUUGGGGGACUUGCACCUUCCAUCACAAAGAGAUUGUUCUGUGGGCUUGGGGCUCUUCUUUGUUUUAUUUUUUUGAAGUAAACAAGCUCCAUCCACACAAUAUCACUUCAGGUUAGAAAAGAGAAAAAAAACCACAAAAAACACAAAAAAACCCAACCUACCAAAAAAAACCCACACAAACAAAAAAGGUGCAAAAACUCCACAGAUGCUAGUGCCUUGCCCUGCUGAUGUGGCAUGGACAGCACCAACCUGACCAGACCAUUGUGGGAGUGAGACGUGUUGUCCAAAAGGUGUCCAAGCCAACAUGUUCUCACUUCCCAGAGGGAUGAGCUUUGUGCCAAGCUGUGUUGUUUGGAAACAUGAUGGUGGUAUCAGCAACACUGAACCUUUCCUUUCUCCUAUUACCCCCCUGCCCUUGGUCUUGGUGCUAAGAUAUCUCUAGAACCGUUGCUGCUAGUUAAUAGCUUUUCAUUUAUAUAAAUAUAUAUAUAUAUAUAUAUAUAUAAUAUUAUUUUAUUUUUUAAACUUUUUUGUUUGUUUUCAAUGGAGAUGUAGCAUGUUUGGAACUGAUCUCUCUCUGAGUCACUUUCACUGCCAGGGUUCACGCACUGUCUUCCCCAGGAAAACACACACUUCUACCUAGGUCUCACUCACCUCCUGCUAACCCCUUUGCCUUCAGCAGAACUUCACAGCCAGCACUGGCAGAGGUGUGCAGCCAAGCCACUAUGGACUAGUUCAACUUUCAGACCACACAGGAACAGCCAGGCUGGUGUUGGUCAGGGUUUUGGAAGUGUUUGCCUCUGUCCCUGUCGGACUGAGGAGGGACUGAGCCCACCCAAAACAUGAGUGGUGGCCUGUCCUUGUGUCCUGACACCGCCCCUUCGCUGUAAAACAGGGCAUUCCAGUCAGAUGGUCUGAGUGGAGCAGAGUGGACCCUGUGAAUGUAGCAGUGAGGGCUGAUCAGCACCCUCUGUAGCACUUACCCCUUGCCUUACCUCUGACAGCACAUGCAGCCUGAGGCUGGCUCGGGCAGGAGAGGGCAGCUGCCCCAGGGCCACCCAGCUGCUGCCAAACUGCCGCCAGGGGUGCAGGCGCUGGGUGCUCUUCCUUGUGGUCCUCAUGGAAAUGGCACAAGCUAGGUCAGGGCAUCCCACAGUUGCAACACAGGGGCAUUGAUAUGACACACCUAGGAAGCAUGAAAAAUGGCUUUGUUUUCAUGUUUUCCUGUAUUUUCUUACAAAUUUUAUGAUCAAAUUGAUCCAUUCAUCCAGAGCAGUGAAAAUUAAACUGGAAACCCCCUGCUAGCUGUACAGCCUUGGGUGGUUGUUUGCCUGACCAUGAAGUAGGGAUCUCUCCACACAAGGGGCUCGUAGCUCUCCAGGCAUGGUUUGAAUUGGCUCUGCUCAGGGUGCUGCCACAAUGCUCUGGAGCUGCUACCUACUAGGGAGGUGGCAGGCUCCCUUCCUUUUUAAACUUGAGCAGAUGUAAAAAGAUAGAAAAACUGCUGCUCCUUUAGUUUCUGACUGGAGAUGGGCAAGGUGAGCAUAGGUCACAGAAUCCAUAGAACUCCAUAGCUCUUCGUGGGUAGAGAGGAAAAAUCACCUGCCUUUCUGUUUGCAGCAGCAAAAGCUCCUUGGCAUAGAGGCCCAUCAAAGUGCCUGGCCCACAUGGAGGGAAGGAACAUUUGGGGACAGUCUCCAGUCUCCAGACACCUUUGGAGAGAGGAAUGCUCCCCCAGAGCUUGUUUUGAGCAGCCCAAGAGGCCUGUUUACAACUCUCGAUCCAAGCCUCCUAACUUUUGCUACUGGGGAGGAAAUGGCAAGGUGAAAGUUGCCAGUGGCCUGUUCAGAAAUUAUGCUUCCAAUUUGUCACUCCUUCCCUUUGGUUCACUUGCAAAUCCUGCUUUCAUCAGUGACACCUUUCACUGGCAGCUUUUAUUUCUAAUGGUGCAGUGAAAUGUGCAGCAUGUGGUGAUAUUCUCUGGCAUCCAGCUGACACAGGCAGAGCACUUGUUCCUUUAGCAAAUAACUGCUUGCAAACAGUGGUUUCCUGCCACUGGAUGUUGUGGUUACCCGUGAUAGGAAAGGUCAGAGACCCUUUACCUUGGUAAUGAGGAUAGACAAGAGCUUGGUAGAGCAGCUGGCCCAACUCAGCCCAGCCAGGCCAGGCCAGGCCAGCCCAGCCCAGC
This is a messenger RNA of Melozone crissalis (California towhee), 9020 nucleotides long. It is a transcript of the gene PRDM11, whose product is annotated as PR/SET domain 11. Gene Ontology annotation, molecular function: RNA polymerase II cis-regulatory region sequence-specific DNA binding; protein binding; DNA-binding transcription factor activity, RNA polymerase II-specific. Gene Ontology annotation, cellular component: nucleus. The record is from RefSeq and is a predicted model, not a curated record. Gene Ontology annotation, biological process: regulation of transcription by RNA polymerase II. The transcript is spliced from 4 exons. Bases 2578 to 5541 code for a protein of 987 amino acids. Lineage: Eukaryota; Metazoa; Chordata; Aves; Passeriformes; Passerellidae.